AUGCGUUGUCUGCUGUAUCACCCGAAGCAGCGCCGCUGGGUGGACCGCUGGCGGUUCUUCGGUGACUUCUUUGCGGACCCAUAUUCAAAUUUCGUAGCGCGCAGGCAGCACCAGCAGCAGCAGCACAGGCUGCAGCUGCAGCAGCAGCAGCAGCAGCGGCAGCAGCAGCAGCAGCAGGGGCAGGGGUGGCAGCCGCAGCAGCAGCUGCACCAGCUGCCCAAAGGGAUAGGCAUAAAGAGGAAGCGGACAUCGCUGGAUCUGCUGCAUGCGGCCUUUGUUAAGCGUCUCCCUAAACACGAUGAGGAGCUGCGGCAGCUGCUGCAGCAAGCUGCUGCAGCAGAGGAAAGAAAGAUACUGCUGCUGCCCCCAAACAAGGAUCAAGCAGAUCAAGUGUCUCCUUUCAGCAACAGCAGCAGCAGCAGCGACAGCAGCAAAGACCAAGAUCAACAGCCGCAGUUCCGCCUCUAG
Messenger RNA from Eimeria mitis, 468 nucleotides. RefSeq lists its product as uncharacterized. The transcript has a single exon. The coding region runs from base 1 to 468 and encodes 155 amino acids. NCBI's taxonomy places the organism in Eukaryota, Apicomplexa, Conoidasida, Eucoccidiorida, Eimeriidae. The record is from RefSeq and is a predicted model, not a curated record.